Molecule: messenger RNA, 1660 nt
Organism: Rhagoletis pomonella (apple maggot)
Lineage: Eukaryota; Metazoa; Arthropoda; Insecta; Diptera; Tephritidae
Product: tumor susceptibility gene 101 protein-like
Exons: 9
Coding region: 260-1483 (407 amino acids)
Biological process (GO): protein modification process; endosome to lysosome transport; protein transport
Cellular component (GO): ESCRT I complex
Molecular function (GO): ubiquitin binding
Source: RefSeq, a predicted model, not a curated record
CCACAUCCCACCGUUUGUUUUUUCAUUUGAGCAAUAUUUUUUUGGUUGACAGCGAAAAAAGCGCAGUGUGGCAACACCAUGCUAAGGAUGUGUCAUAUCUGGAUGUAGUCAUUAAACGUCAAAAGACGAACAAAAGAAAAACUUUUAGUUCGGAAUUAUAUCAAGUGUUUAAUUUUAAUUGUUAUUAUAUUAAAUUUAUUACAAAUAAAUUACGAAUAUAAUUGGAAGAAAAGUUUAAAUAAUUCAACACAAAUACAAAAUGAUGCCCGCUGCGGAGGAGGCGCAGAUUUCCAAGCUAUUAUCCAGGUACAAAAACAUAAGCGUCACAAAAAAAGAUGUCAUUGACGUAGUUACCAAUUAUCGGUCAUUGUCUUACAAUUUGCAGAAAUUUGUUUUUAACGAUGGAAGUUCAAAGGAUCUCUUUAAUUUGGCUGGAACUAUACCGGUUGUCUACAAAAAUAACACUUACUACAUUCCCAUAAUUAUAUGGUUAAUGGACACACAUCCCCAAAACGCACCUAUGUGCUUUGUGAGGCCAACACCAACAAUGCAAAUUAAGGUAUCAAUGUACGUGGAUCAUAAUGGAAAAAUCUACUUGCCAUACUUGCACGACUGGCAACCGCACACAUCGGAUUUACUUUCCCUCAUACAAGUAAUGAUAUUAACUUUUGGUGAUCAUCCACCAGUAUUUUCUAAACCGAAAGAUCAAACGACUCCCUACCCACAUCCAGCAUUUCCUUCCCCAGGUGGUGCUGGCUAUCCUCCUUAUCCCACCGCUGGUGCUGGCGGAAGCGCAAAUUUUCCGCCAUAUCAACCAGGAAAUAACUUUGGACCAUACCCGCCGUACCCAGCUGGGGGAAAUCCAGCUGCUGCCAACCCCGGUGCAAGUGCUGGCGGGUAUCCACCGUAUAUGAGCUUUCCGCAAGUUCCUGGCUACAAUUCUGGCUAUAAUUCUUCAACGCCAAGUUCAACUGGUACCAUUACUGAGGAACAUAUUAAGGCCUCGCUAAUUAGCGCAGUCGAAGACAAAUUACGUCGCCGUCUACAAGAGAAAGUAAAUCAAUAUCAAGCUGAAAUUGAAACACUUAACCGUACCAAGCAGGAAUUGGUAGAGGGUAGCUCGAAAAUUGAUAAUGUUAUUGCGCGUCUUAAUAGAGAGGAAGUCGAGCUGCAAAAGAAUAUUAAUAUAUUACGUGAUAAGGAGCAAGAGCUUGAGAAGAGUUUAGAGGCCUUGGAGAAGUCGGAUGGUAUUGAUCCAGAUGAAGCUGUCACCACAACAGCGCCUCUAUACAGACAACUACUGAAUGCAUACGCUGAAGAAUCGGCGCUUGAGGACGCAAUUUACUAUUUGGGUGAGGCCUUACGAAGUGGUGUCAUUGACUUGGAAACCUUUUUGAAGCAUGUACGCCAAUUAUCUCGUAAGCAAUUUAUGCUACGCGCUAUUAUGCAGAAGUGCAGGCAAAAAGCUGGACUGGCUGGUUAAAUAGCUUAAAGUCGUACAGAACAAAAUCAUAUACGGAAGACUAACUUGUUGAAGCCCUUAAACGUGGAAUCGUAUAAAAAUGAGAAUUAAAUAUGUGUAUUGGAAUUAGUUAUUGGACAAGCUAAUCAAUGAAUAUUAUCAGAUAUAAAUAUACAAAAGUUGCAUCAUUCAAAUAAA